AUGGCGAACGACCUACCUCGCUUCAUCGAGACCGAUGAGGCCGGCAAUGUCACCGCCACGUACGUGGCAUCUCCCACGAGCAGUGAUGGUGUCUGCAGAGUGGAUGUGAUUCACCCUGCUACGAAAGCACCAUGGCAGAGGCUACUCGACAUCUUUCUACCGGCGGGCUUCCCUCAUAGUGUCACCGUGGAUUACGUGGAGUACCAGAUCUAUGACUCCUUGCAAGCUUUCUCGAGCAAUAUCGUGGGCCUGCUGUCCUCCCGCGCAGUCUUGCUAAGCGUCGGCGUAGGCGAUGCUGAUGCGUCACCAACAUAUGCUCUACUUCUCCACAUCGCUCAAGAGUCUCUCGGUCGUAUUGGAACCAUAGCGUUCGUGGCCCUCUACGGUACCGCUUUGGAGCCAGAAUGUAAGAUGUACAGACUGCUAGCCGAUGUAUUCAACGACUUUGCCUUCGUUCUCGACUGCUUGUCACCAGCCAUACCGAAGUAUCUGCGCGUCGUUACACUAAGCUUCAGCAGCCUGCUCAAAGCCCUGUGCGGCGUCGCUGCCGGCUCGGCUAAGGCGAGCUUAAGCGCACACUUUGCACAAUGGGGUAACCUAGGUGAGCUGAAUGCGAAAGACUCCAGUCAGGAGACUGUGAUCUCCCUUCUCGGCAUGUGGGUAGGUUCGUUGGUCUUGUCGUGGGUCCGCACACCGCAAGCAACAUGGACAACGCUUAUUCUACUGCUUGCUAUCCAUCUUGAGACGAACAGGAGGGCUGUCAGAGCCGUGGUCAUGCGUACGCUCAACCGGCAACGAGCGACACUUGUCUUCCAUCACCUACAACGCGGUCAUGUGCCGACACCAGAAGAGGUCUCAAAGCAAGAGCGUAUCUUUGAGCGGGGUGGCGUCCUUCGCUCUGCGGACGGACAAACUCUUGGCUUCUGUGCUGUCGGCAUGCCACUUCGAGAUCCACUUUGGUCACUAGCAUUCUGGGAUAAGCCGGGAAGGAACGCAAUGCAGACGAGUGCCAAAUGGCUGAAGAAGCUGGUCUCCACGAUGGCAGAGUCGCCUUACGUUCUCAUGCCACUAGAGCAGUCCAGCAAGCACAUGCAGCUGAGCAUCACACUUCGCAAGGAUGCGACCUCGGGUGCAGCGAUUGAAGCUUGGUGGCAAGCCUUGGCUUUCGCGGAAGGAUGGCGUGCAACGAAGCUGGGGCAUGUAACCUUUACUAUCGAGCCUCAGAUAUGGAGUGUUCUCGACGCUUCAGCGAAGUCUGCUAGAGCCCUGCUUGAGCGGCAUCGGCGACCGCUUGUAGAGGCGGGCUGGAACCUGGAUAACAAUGCACUGGAGACUGGGCAGAGCAGGCGCGUUAGGAUCGAGUAA
This is a messenger RNA of Baudoinia panamericana UAMH 10762, 1365 nucleotides long. RefSeq lists its product as uncharacterized. The record is from RefSeq and is a predicted model, not a curated record. NCBI's taxonomy places the organism in Eukaryota, Fungi, Ascomycota, Dothideomycetes, Mycosphaerellales, Teratosphaeriaceae. The coding region runs from base 1 to 1365 and encodes 454 amino acids. The transcript is spliced from 4 exons.